AUAAGUCCGUCCAUCCACUAAAUCCAUUCAUACAGCACAAAGAAAGAAAGUUUUCCAAAGACACAAGUCGAGAGGAAAAAAAGAAAAAGAAAAAAAAUGGAUGGCUUCGAUCGAAUCCCUGACCCGCUCAUUCUUUUCAUCUUCAACUCACUCUCUGAUGUCAAGACUCUGAUUCGGUGCCGAGCCGUGUCCAAGCGAUUCAACUCGCUGGUCCCUCAGACCGAGUCACUCCUCCUGAAAGUGGACUGUGUCAUCUCCCCCGAGUCAGACGAGUCCGACACGCCCUUCCUCCACUUCUUCAAGACCAUCGUCAAGUCCGUCCACAACCUUGUUUCUCUCUCCGCCAAGACCCACCCGGAGCUCCAAAACAGACCCGCCCGGUCCCAGAACUCCCCCGGCCAAAUCCUCCGCGGGUUCGAGAGGAUCCGAGACCUCGUCAUCGAGCUUCCCGCCGGCGACCUCAAGCUCGACCGAAACGCCGUCGUGAAGUGGAGGGCCGAGUUCGGCAAAACCCUGAAAAACUGCGUAAUCUUCGCAUUCCGCGACGUCAAGCCCUCGACCUCGACUCAAAUCCCGGCGGAAUUCGCGGACUUGGACUUCGCCGGUGGCCUGAAACUGAGGGUGGUGUGGACCAUAAGCGCUCUGAUAGCGGCCUCGGCUCGACACUACUUGCUGAGAGAGGUGGUGGAGGAGCACGAGGAGAUAGAGAAGCUGGUUGUGACAGACAAGGAAGGCGAGGGCACGCUGGUGAUGAACAAGGAAGGGCUGGCGGAGCUGAGAGCCGCCGGGGUGGCGCAGGUUAGCGAGCACAAGGAGUGGGCGGCGCACUAUAGAGGGUGGGACCAGGAGAGCAAUGGGAGUAGGACCAUGGUGCCGAGCGUGAGGAUGAGGAUGAGACACGUGGCGAAGACGGAGCUGAAGAGUGGGGCAUGGCUCGAUGGGGCGACACUUGUGGUGGUGAGGCCCACAACAAUCAUGUGUAAAGAUGGGGUCGCCGAGGUCGAGGUUGACGAAGAGGGACAGCGUGUUGAUGACGUGGAGGAAGAUGUGGCUGGAGAUGUUAACUUGGCUUUAAUGGCUUUUGAGAAUGAUGGGGCUUGUGGCGAGGCUGUUCAGGCUUUGGUUAAGACUCGUAGCUAUCAUUUGGAAAUGAACUCGUUUUAACUUUUAACUAGCUUGCAUUGCAUUGCAUUGCACCCAAUGUGACUGGUUGCAUAGGUUUACUUACUUGCUAAUGCUUUCUUUUCUUCUAUGUUUAAUGCUUUUGUUUUUUUGUUGCUGGGAUGUAAA
Molecule: messenger RNA, 1290 nt
Organism: Quercus lobata
Lineage: Eukaryota; Viridiplantae; Streptophyta; Magnoliopsida; Fagales; Fagaceae
Product: F-box protein At1g78100-like
Exons: 1
Coding region: 97-1164 (355 amino acids)
Molecular function (GO): protein binding
Source: RefSeq, a predicted model, not a curated record